AGAGCAAACACGGCCGUGAUCUGCCCGUCGUCCUCCUCUUCCUCCUCUUCCUCCUCCUCACCUGGCCGCGCGUCCUCUGGACAGCAGGACGCAGCCGCCUCGCACUUUACGGAUUUUUUCCUCCUGCUUUCUGAAGAAUGGAGAGUUGACGGCUCGAGACGAAGUGUGGUUUUAGAGGAUAGACUCCCCCUACAGAGGCAGGGCUCCUUAGAAUCAACUCGGACCUCCGCAGAUCGGAGAUGUCUGCGUACGGACAGACUCAGUACAGCCCGGCCCUCCAGGCUGCAGGGCCCUACGCCCCCUACCCCCACCACACGCAGGCCUACAGCGGGCCCUCCUACAGCAUUAAGACAGAAGACGGCCUGAGUCAUUCUCCGGGGCAGACGGGGAUUCUGGGAUACUCGAACUUCAGCAGCACUCCUCCGGGUCAGAGUCUCUACAGCUACUCGCACGGUGGGGGUAUUCCAUCUGGAAUUUUCCAAGGGCCCCAUUCAAUCUCAAGUUCGACCCCGUUCAACUCUACGCAGCAAGAGUUUUCAGCCUACUCGAGCUACAGUCAGAGUCAGUACUCUCCGUAUUAUAAUUCCCACCACUACAACAGCCCCUACCUGACCAGCAGCAACAUCAGCCCUGCUGCCAUCCCCGCUCCGAUAGCCUAUCAGCAUCCAGAACACCCCGCCAUGCUGCCCAAUCACAGCCCAGAGUCACACACAGGAGAGUACCAGGCGCCGCCCAGCCCCCCCACUCCAGGUAAAGAGGAGGCACGAAGAGGCUCGGAUGGGAAGUUGCGAGGGAGGAAAAGAGCCAGCGACCCUGCUCCCCCUCUGGAUUCUGACAUCGAGCGCGUGUUUAUCUGGGACCUGGAUGAAACCAUCAUCAUUUUCCACUCGCUCCUCACGGGAACCUUCUCCUCUCGAUUUGGCAAGGACUCAUCUAAGGCCGUGUCUCUUGGCUUGUGGAUGGAGGAGAUGAUCUUCAACCUGGCCGACUCGAGGCUCUUCUUCAAUGACUUGGAGGAAUGUGACCAGGUUCAUAUUGAUGACGUGGCAUCGGACGACAACGGGCAGGACCUGAGCACUUACAACUUUGGGUCGGACGGCUUUCAGAGCCCAGCGGGGGCCGGCUCCCUGUGCCUCGGGUCCGGAGUCCACGGAGGGGUGGACUGGAUGAGGAAACUGGCUUUCCGGUACCGGCGAGUCAAGGAGAUCUACAACACAUACAAGAACAACGUUGGAGGUUUGCUGGGAAGCCCCAAGCGAGAAGAAUGGCUGCAGCUGAGGAGGGAGAUGGAGGUGCUGACUGACCUGUGGCUGACCCAAGCGCUCAAAGCCCUGGCGCUCAUCAACUCCAGGCCUAACUGUGUGAAUGUGUUGGUAACCACCACCCAGCUCAUCCCUGCCCUCUCCAAGGUGCUACUGUACGGCCUGGGCUCGGCUUUCCCCAUCGAGAACAUAUACAGCGCCACCAAGACGGGCAAGGAGAGCUGCUUUGAGCGGGUCUCCCAGAGGUUUGGUCGGAGAGCAGUGUACGUGGUGAUAGGAGACGGAGCCGAAGAAGAGUCCGUGGCCAAGAAGAAGAACAUGCCGUUCUGGAGGGUGUCCUGUCGAGCGGAUCUCGAAGCUCUGAGCCAUGCACUGGAGCUGGACUACCUCUAGAGGGCGCUGCUCUCCUGCCUGUCAGAAGCUUCUGAGCUCCUCAGCUGCUCCUGGAAACGGACACAGUCUCACUUCCGAUCGGGCAGAAGGCCCUCGGGACGAGCUCCAAGGCGGACAUUUCCCCGCCAAAGCCGAAGGAACCGGGUUCGGACAUCUGAGAGACAGGAAUCCAAAAGUGCUGGACGAAAACCAAGAGACCAAAGACAGGGGACCGAAGCGUCAAAACUAAGCCGCGGAACUACGGAUGAUACUGCAAAUGUUUUUUUUACAGCCUUUUCCUUUUUUUUAAAUUCUGUUCAUCUCCACCUCAUGAAAGGUGUCCCACUACAAAAAGUGAUGCACUGAAUGCAGAAUCCUUUUCAUGUUGAUUCAGUUUGAUGUUCCAAUACUUUUCCAAUACUUUGUUCUAUUGUGGUUUUUUUAUAAACCCAUUUUCAACUCACCAAUACUGUUUUAAAGUCAACAUAAAGUGACAGUACCACAAUUGUUUAAUUCAUGUUGGCCAUAAAAAUGUCAGAUAACAUUCUUUUCAUGUAGAGGCUAUUUAAAAUAGUCUGAUUGUAUUUUACCAUUAUAAUGUGAGCUAUUUAUUAUUGGUUAAAUUCAACACAAUGAGGUAUAAACCGUUUGGGAUAAAAAAUAUCCCCUUCAAAGACCAAAACUAUGCUCUUGUAAAAAGGUUUGAUGAUAAUUGUCUGGAAGAUGUUUGAUUCUGGGUGGUACAUGUUGUUCUAACGCCUCUUCUUUUCUCUGUUUGUAAUAUAGAUGAACUGGUUGUGCUGCAUGUGCCGAUUAUACUGCCUGUCAGCUUAGCUGUGAUUUGUAUAUAAUGCUUUAUUGCUGAUUUGUAUUGACAGACAGUUCAAAUAGAUUAAUACAAAAUAAAUUAAUUGAUAUCUUGGG
Molecule: messenger RNA, 2558 nt
Organism: Pungitius pungitius (ninespine stickleback)
Lineage: Eukaryota; Metazoa; Chordata; Actinopteri; Perciformes; Gasterosteidae
Gene: eya2
Product: EYA transcriptional coactivator and phosphatase 2
Exons: 16
Coding region: 240-1655 (471 amino acids)
Biological process (GO): positive regulation of DNA repair; cell differentiation; negative regulation of extrinsic apoptotic signaling pathway in absence of ligand
Cellular component (GO): nucleus
Molecular function (GO): protein tyrosine phosphatase activity
Source: RefSeq, a predicted model, not a curated record